Catharus ustulatus (Swainson's thrush) is the source of this 1333-nucleotide messenger RNA. It is a transcript of the gene DNASE1L3, whose product is annotated as deoxyribonuclease 1 like 3. Gene Ontology annotation, cellular component: nucleus. Gene Ontology annotation, molecular function: DNA nuclease activity. The transcript has 8 exons. The record is from RefSeq and is a predicted model, not a curated record. Bases 1 to 924 code for a protein of 307 amino acids. NCBI's taxonomy places the organism in Eukaryota, Metazoa, Chordata, Aves, Passeriformes, Turdidae. Gene Ontology annotation, biological process: programmed cell death involved in cell development; apoptotic DNA fragmentation.
AUGAAGAUGCUGCUCUUCUUCUUACUUUCACUCUUCCAUUUCAACCCAUCUCUGAGCCUAAGAAUCUGUUCCUUCAAUGUGAGGUCUUUUGGAGAAGCUAAAAUAGCCAGACCUGAAGUCAUCAAUGCUGUGGUGAAGAUCAUCUCCCGCUGUGACAUCAUGCUGCUGAUGGAAAUAAAGGACAGCAAGAACCGAGUUUGUCCUCUCCUGGUGGAGAAGCUCACCAGCCAGCUGAAGGGGCCAGAGGAGCAGUACAGGUGCGUGGCCAGUGAGAGGCUGGGAAGGAACAGCUACAAGGAGCAGUAUGCCUUCGUCUACAGGCAAAAUCAGGUAUCAGUGAGACAAACCUACCAGUACCCUGACACCCAGCCUGGGGAUGAGGAUGUCUUCUCCAGAGAGCCCUUUGUCGUCUGGUGGCAGUCUCCCAAAACCGCUGUCAGUGAGUUUGCUAUUAUCCCUCUGCACACCCCACCAGGCACAGCAGUGCGGGAGAUUGAUGAGCUCUAUGAUGUGUAUUUAGAUGUCAAACAGCGCUGGAAAACCGAGAACUUCGUCUUCAUGGGGGACUUCAAUGCUGGGUGUAGCUAUGUUCCCCAAAAGCAGUGGAAGAACAUCCGUCUGAGGACUCACUCCGAAUUCCUCUGGCUAAUUGGUGACAAAAAUGACACAACUGUGAAGAACAGCACCAGGUGCCCAUAUGACAGGAUUGUGGUCAGUGGACAGAAGCUCAUCCAGGCUGUGGUGCCACACUCUGUCAACAUCUUUGAUUUCCAGGAGGAAUUCCAGAUGACUGAGGAGCAGGCUCUGGGAGUGAGCGACCAUUUCCCAGUAGAAUUCGAGUUAAAAGCAAAAGGUGGCUUUUUCAACUGGCUGAGAUCAAAGUUUUCAAGGAAGAGGAGACCAAAGAAGAGCCACAGAUCGUGAUCAUGAGCAUGCUGAGUCCUCCUACGUGGCAUGGAAAUGCACAGAUGCCAGCAGAUCUUGUAGAAGACUGGUGUAGAAAUACUCACAGCAAGUGCAAUUGCUUCCAAUAUUUUUACCCAAUAUAGUGGGUAAAAAACACCAAAUACUGAGUUAAAAUUCAAAUAUUUUGAGUGAGAAGGCAAAUUAAACCUUCACGCUGUUUUUUCUUCAUUGUACAGAGAAAAAAAAUCAGCUAGAAGCAGCACACUGUAUUUACUGUACUGGUCACAAAUGCAAGGAGCUACUGCAGGGCUAAAAUUCUUCUGUGUGCUUUACCUGCAACACCCGAGGGGCAGGGAACUCCAUGUUCCCGUGGGCUCUGGAGCUCUGCCAUUCCUCUGCAGGGGCAGAAGGAUUAAAAGGACAUUUU